Messenger RNA from Bombyx mandarina (wild silkworm), 2832 nucleotides. It is a transcript of the gene Hen1, whose product is annotated as Hen1 methyltransferase. The record is from RefSeq and is a predicted model, not a curated record. Lineage: Eukaryota; Metazoa; Arthropoda; Insecta; Lepidoptera; Bombycidae. Gene Ontology annotation, biological process: piRNA processing; siRNA processing; RNA methylation. Gene Ontology annotation, molecular function: RNA methyltransferase activity; O-methyltransferase activity. Gene Ontology annotation, cellular component: nucleus; cytoplasm.
ACUUUAAUCUCUUUGUUUUGUUUUGUAUUUGUGUGUUGAAGUAUUCCGAAACAUGUGAACAUCAUCGUAUUGUUGAUCGUUUUCACGAGAUAAGACGCGGUUAAAUUUUUAAAUUAUCAACCAGUUAUGAUUAUCGCUAUUCAAACUUUAAUAUUUUUCCGCCAGUCUCUUUUAACCGCGUUAGAUAGGCUUUUGAGGCCGUACUUUCAAAAGUUCGCACUGUCCCUCACUAAAAGUUCCUUUGAAUCUGAUGACGAUGAACCCGAUGAAAAUGUUUUCGCCGAAUAUGACGAUGAAAAAGGCGUUAUUUUCUUCCCACCAAUGUAUGUACAGCGAUAUGCUGCUAUUGUCGACUGUCUACUGGACGAACGGUGGAGCGGAAAAUUGGAAAAGGUGGUAGACCUUGGUUACCAUGAUAUGAGUUUCAUUAAGUACCUGAAGGAAGUUUCCGGAAUCAAGUCAAUUUUGGGAGUUGAUCUUGAGACUAUACCAUUGCAGUGCUCAUCAGACUUGUUGAGUUGUAAUGAGUAUGCACCUAAAAGAGAAACACCUUUACAAAUUUCACUGCUCCAAGGCAAUGCAGCAGACCCAGAUUACAGACUUAUUGGUUGUGAUGCAGUCAUAGCCAUAGAAAUGAUAGAACAUAUGCUACCUCAUGACCUGGAACGACUUGUACACACUGUGUUUGCAUUUAUCAAACCAUGGAUUGUCAUUUUUACCACACCAAAUGGUGAUUUCAAUGUACUGUUCAAAUCAUUAGAAAAAAAUGGCUUGAGAAGGCUCGAUCAUUUUUUUGAAUGGAGCAGAGAUCAAUUUCAUGAUUGGUGCAGUAAUAUAGUUACAAGAUACCCUGAAUAUACAGUUUCAUGCAGAGGUAUAGGACCUGGGCCCGAAGGCACAGAGCAUCUAGGCUGCUGCAGUCAAAUGGCACUGUUUGUUUCUAAGAACUAUCAUAAACAAAAAGAUUUGAAUCUCAAUAGUUUAGCAUUAGUCGCUAAUGAUUCUGUUCCUAAUGAUCUAAGUGACGUGAUUGAUAAUUGGGAGAGCCCAGAAUUGAUGACGGAGAUGAUGAUUUAUCCAGUUAAUAAUAUCGAAUCGUACACAGAUAUAACGAUUUCCGAGAAACAAUCGCAGGUCACGUUUUACGUUCCAUCAAAACGAAAUUCAUCACAUAAAAUAGAGUUUCAAGACAAAUCAACACAAUGUAACCUAGAUUUUGAACUAGCGAGGAAUUUUUUAAUGUUCGACAAUGAAGAUAUGUGUUUUAAUAUUUUAUAUCCAAGGAAGAAAGUCGUUAACAAAGUAUAUGAGAUUGAAGAUGUUUACAGCAGAUUGAACUGUACGACGCUGCAAGUUAAGAAAUUCUCUAAAACAACACAAGGUUUGAUGGCGAAGAAUAAAGUGGAUGCUUUAGUUCACACAAGGGAAGUAGUGGAGGAAAUUAAACAUCUCACGAAAAUGUUAAAUUUUAAUAAAAGCGGCUUGAAUCAACAAGAUGAGAAAACGCACAUUUGGUAUAAUUUCAACUGGGGAGAGAACGCGCCGUAUUGGAAUCAGUAUUAUAAAAUUGUUCGAGAAUAUAAUUAUCCAUUUGAGACUAAAUCAGACGACUGCCGCAUUCUGGACUUGAUAUCGGAUGAGAUGAAUAGACUGAUAGAUUUACAAUAUGAUGAUAUAUUAUCUGUUGAUUUAAACAAAUUGGAGAUUCCACUGCAGCAUCUGAUGCAGACAGUUCAACAUAUAACCGAUGAUGUGGAGAAAGUGAGAGAACUUUUAGAAUGGAACGGAUAUGAAGUCGUUGAUGACAUGGUGAUAUAUUCAAGAUUGGCUAUCGACAAUGUUACUAUCGAUUCACAAAUUGACGACUGGCAAGAAAACGAAUCAGUAUCGGAUUGGGACACAGCGGAUUUUCGGUCCACGUCUAUUUCCGAUGGAAGUGCAAACCAAGACUACCAUGGUUUGAUUUAUUUUCGGCGAUGCUUGCUCCGGGCUAUUGACCACAAACUACGUAAAUUGCGUUCGAUGCUGACCGCGGGCGAGGAUAUAUCUACUGAAUUGGACCGAGCGGUCUGCAGGCUGAUGAAGCUAGCACUCCAGUCCAGCAAGUACCGUUGUACCCCGCCACCGGCGAAAUGGAUGCAGUGCAAACUGUUGGACUUGUUGACCCUCACCGAGAAGGCUAUAGAGAAACGAAAGAGGCAUUACAUCGAGAACUUUCCGUUGAAAGCGAUCGAGUGCGAUCCCGCCGUUUUUCCGGGGCUAACUCUUGAAAAUACUAAAAAAAUAGGGCAAAACGAAAUCCUUGAGAAAUAUAGCUACUUGACUUUCUCUACGGAAAAAUUAAAUGCAAAUGAAUUCACACCCCGACCCAAAUAUUCACCAAUCGACAUAGAUCUAGAAGAUGACCUAAGUAUUUCUAGUACAGAUCUAUUGAAAGUAGAAUACGAAUAUAUUGAAAGAUUCUCACCAACUCGUGAAACCGAUGAAAAUAAGUUAAAUCUGAAGAAGUUUGAUGAUGAUCUCAAAGAUUGGGACGAUAACGAUAUGGAGGCAAAUCUUUGUUCGGAUCAUGAUUAUAAUAAAUACGAUAAUAGCUCUGGCGAUACGGAUCACAGUGCGAAUAAUAAGAGACUUAAAUUCAAAAGGUCAAACAGUUAUAAAAAGCGAGGCAAUAGAAACAAAAUUGCUAAUAAAGUUGACUGCCUACGCAAAACCAGUAAGAAAUGUUUCGAGGAACACCACGGAGACAAGAUGAAAGGAAGACAUCAAGUACUAAAAUUAUAAAGAAAGUCAUAAGGAAAAAGUCCAGUUAUAGUUGUUUGGUUAAAACCU